AUGAAGUGGUAUGGCCAUGAGGCAAUUGCAAAGCAGCUAAUUCAACAAGGCGCCGAUAUAACAGUCAAGGACAAGGACAGCCGCACGCCGCUGCACAGGGCCGCCCUCCACGGCCACACUGCCAUCGCACAACUCCUCCUCGACAGCGGCGCCGACAUCACAACCCGAAACAAGAACGAAUGGACGGCGCUCCACCUCGCCGCAGACGACGGCCACACGGCCGCCGUCCGCCUCCUCAUCGACCGCGGCGCUGACAUCUCCGCCCGCGCCGAGUUCGGCCACACAGCGCUCGAGCUCGCCACCACCAACGGCCACACCGAGGUGCAGCGCGUGAUCGUCCAGAAGUUUGCAGAAGAAUCACUCACGACCGACGGUGGCAGCAGCGGGCUGAUCGAGGCCGCAAUUCACGGCUGCGACGCGGUCGUAAAAAUGCUCAUCGCCAGCGGCGCCGACACUACUGCGCGCGACUGGGACGGCUCCACUGCGCUGCACGGCGCGGCAAGAAACGGCCAUAUCGACAUCCUGCAACACCUCCUCCAGUGCGAGGCUGACAUCUCCGCUGUCGACACGGACAACCAGACGGCGCUGCACUCCGCCAUCUUCGCCGGCCAGCGCGCCGCUGCAGAGCUCCUCAUCGACAGCGGCAUCGACAUAGCUGUCCAGAGCAUCCUUGCCGAGGCCAUGGCGCUCCACCUCGCGGUCGAGGACAGCUGCGACACUCUCGUCGCCCUCCUCCUCGAUAAGGGCGCGGCCAUCGACGCGCAGAACACCUUCCAAGAAACCGCCCUCCACCUCGCCUGCGAAGGCGGGCGCGACCCAGUGGCCGCAAUCCUGAUCGACCGCGGCGCAGACAUGGCGCUCCGCGACAACCAGGGCCGCAGUGCGCUGCACCGCGCUGCGCAGAAUGGCUGCGAGGCUGUCGUGAAGGCGCUGCUGGAUAAGGGUGCUGAUGUCGGGGCGAAGGAUAAAGGCGGCGAGACGCCGCUGCAUUUGGUGGGCCAUGUGGCGGUGGCGAGGUUGCUGGUGGAUAGAGGGGCGGAUGGGAAGGUGAGGGAUGGGAAGGGGAGGACGCCGGCGGAGGCGGCGGUGGAGAGGGGCUGGCGAGGGUGGCGGCGGUGA
Morchella importuna is the source of this 1119-nucleotide messenger RNA. RefSeq lists its product as uncharacterized. Gene Ontology annotation, molecular function: transcription cis-regulatory region binding; protein binding. Gene Ontology annotation, biological process: positive regulation of transcription by RNA polymerase II. Bases 1 to 1119 code for a protein of 372 amino acids. The transcript has 2 exons. The record is from RefSeq and is a predicted model, not a curated record. NCBI's taxonomy places the organism in Eukaryota, Fungi, Ascomycota, Pezizomycetes, Pezizales, Morchellaceae. Gene Ontology annotation, cellular component: nucleus.